Messenger RNA from Cryptosporidium muris RN66, 3429 nucleotides. Its product is annotated as NAD transhydrogenase, alpha subunit family protein. The transcript has a single exon. Gene Ontology annotation, molecular function: NADP binding; NAD binding. The coding region runs from base 1 to 3429 and encodes 1142 amino acids. Gene Ontology annotation, biological process: proton transmembrane transport; NADPH regeneration. The record is from RefSeq and is a predicted model, not a curated record. Gene Ontology annotation, cellular component: mitochondrial inner membrane. Lineage: Eukaryota; Apicomplexa; Conoidasida; Eucoccidiorida; Cryptosporidiidae.
AUGCUUCUAUUCAAGUAUGUGUUAUACUUUGUUUUGGGGACUUUACUUAUUCCUAAUACUUGUAACUGUUUGAGGAGUUUAGAAAAUGAAAGGUCAGUUAAUUACUUAAGAGGUUCUCAAUCGGAGGACAGGGCCAAGAACUCCCCAAUGGUUCCAAAAUAUAUUCCAUCUCAGUCAUUACUAGAUAGAUAUCAAGAAUUAUUCAGAAAGUACCUUAGCAAUAUAGAUCAUUAUAUGACAAUGGUUAUUGCUAUUGAUAUAUUCAGCUCUCUAUGUUUUGUAUUUUGUUUGCGUGGCUUAUCAUCACCAGAAACUGCUAAGAGAGGUAAUUUAGUAGGAAUAUUAGGAAUGAUUGGUGCAAUAUCUGUGACAAUCUUACAACCUGGAUUUUCUCUACAAUGGAUGAUGUUCGUCAUUCCAUUUUGUGCUGCUACUAUUAUUGGUUUACCAAUUGCACACUUUGUUUCUAUGGUAAAUUUACCUCAGUUAGUAGCUUUAUUCCAUUCUUUUGUAGGACUAGCAGCUAUGUUAGUGGCAUAUGCAAAUUUGUGGAGUCCAUUUACACCUGAAAGUGUUCACACUGGGACUGUACAUGCUAUUGAAAUAUAUAUUGGAGAAUUUAUAGCUAGUUUCACUUUCACAGGUAGUAUUGUUGCAGCUGGGAAAUUACAUGAUAUUUUUUCAAGUAACUCAUUAAAAAUUCCAGGUAAGCAUUUCAUAAAUACAUUGUUAUUAUCUGGUAUUAUUGCAAUGUGUGGUUUAUUUGUUGCAUUUGAUGAUUUAUCAAUGAGAACAUACUUUUUAUAUGGUAAUAGUUUAGCUUCUAUGGUAUUGGGUUUGCACUUAGUGGCAUCUAUUGGUGGUGCUGAUAUGCCAGUUGUGAUAUCAAUGCUAAACUCCUAUUCUGGAUGGGCAACAUCUUUUACUGGAUUUAUGCUUCACUCCAAUGUACUCAUAAUUUGUGGAGCAUUAAUUGGAUCUUCUGGUACUAUUUUAUCAUAUGUUAUGUGCUGUGGUAUGAAUAGAUCACUUUUAAAUGUUAUUUUUGGUGGAUGGGAUGAAUUAGGAGUAGAUGUUGAAGGAGGUGAGGUUUUAUAUGACAUGUCUUCAGUAACUGAGACAACAAGUGCUGAAGUUUCACGAGAUCUUUUAUCUGUCAAGAAGGUCUUGAUUGUUCCAGGAUAUGGAAUGGCAGUAUCUCGUUGCCAAUCUGAAGUUGCUUCUAUAGCACAGGCAUUACGAAGUCGUGGAAUUAAUGUAGAAUUUGCAAUUCAUCCUGUUGCUGGACGUAUGCCAGGGCAUAUGAAUGUUUUACUUGCAGAAGUUGAGGUCCCUUAUUCUAUUGUUAGGGAAAUGGAAGAAGUUAAUCUUCAUAUGGAAGAUUUUGGUGUAGUUCUUGUUAUUGGAGCAAAUGAUACAGUAAAUCCUCUAGCAUUAGAAAAAAACUCUAAAAUUCAUGGGAUGCCUGUAAUUGAAGUUUGGAGAGCUAAGAAAGUUAUUGUCUCAAAGAGAAGUUUAGGUCGUGGUUAUGCAGCUAUUGAUAAUCCUUUAUUUUUCAAACCUAAUACGCGCAUGCUUUUUGGAAAUGCUAAGGAUAGAAUGACUGAGAUACUUUCAAAUAUAAAUAUUUUUGUACCAGAGAAGACAACCAAAAUUCUUGAUGACUCAAUAGAUUCUGAUAGUGAUUCAAAUAUAGAACAAUUAGAUGAUACUAAAGGUACUAGACCAACUGAAUCAACUAAGAAAAGUGGUAGUUCUAACUCUGAAGAAUAUCCAACUCCUUCUUUAACUCUGGGAGUCCUAAAGGAGGAUUCUGAAAAAGAAAAACUUGUUGCAAUAGCUCCAAACUAUGUUAAGAGGUUAAGAAGAAUAGGUUUUAGAGUUUUAGUUGAAAGUGGAGCAGGGAAUUAUAGCAAGUAUAGUGACAAUAUGUAUGAGGAUGCUUCUUGCACUAUUUUGGCAACUAAACAAGACGUAAUAAGUCGUUCAAAUGUGAUUAUAAAAGUACAAAAACCCUCUGAGGAGGAAAUCUCAUAUAUGACUUCAGGACAAGUAUUGGUCAGUAAUAUAUGGCCAGCACAAAAUCCCAACCUAUUACAGGAAUUAGCUGAAAAAGGAGUAACAACAAUUGCAUUGGAUGAAGUACCAAGAACAACUAGAGCUCAACGUCUGGAUAUUAGGAGUAGUAUGAGCAAUUUAGCUGGUUACAGAGCUGUUAUAGAAGCGUUUGCUCGCCUACCAAAGCUUUCUAAACCUUCAAUUACAGCUGCGGGCAGAGUAGAUGCAGCAAAAGUAUUUGUAAUAGGAGCAGGAGUUGCAGGACUGCAAGCAAUAGCUACAGCUCGUAAUCUUGGUGCCGAUGUAUAUGUAAAUGACAUACGAUUAGUAACAAAAGAAGAAGUAGAAAGUUUAGGUGGUAAGUUUGUAGCAGUAUCUAUAAAAGAAGAGGGUCAAACUACAGAUGGAUACGCAAGAGAAAUGAGCAAAAAAUAUCAAGAUGCCCAGCAAGCAUUAUAUAGUAAGAUGAUAAAAUCUUGUGAUGUAGUAAUAAGUACUGCUUUAAUUCCAGGUAAGCCAUCUCCUAAAAUUAUUACAGCAAAGAUGGUAAGGUCUAUGAAACCUGGAAGUGUUAUAGUAGAUAUGGCAGCAGAAAUGGCAGAUAGAAACAGUGGAUGGGGAGGUAAUUGUGAAUUAACACAUUAUAAUGAGAUUUUUGAAGAUGAAGUUAGUGGUGUUACUAUUAUUGGUUUAACUAAUCUUCCAGCUACUAUGCCUGCACAGGCGUCCGAGUUAUUUAGUAUGAAUAUAGUACAUUUAAUGGAAGAGCUUGGAGGAGCAGAGCACUUUUCUAUAGAUGUAAAUGAUGAAUUAAUGAAGUCUAUGGUCGUCACAAUGGACAAUAAAGUAAGAUAUGUUUUACCAGAGAUGCGACCCAAAUCUAAAGAUGUAAUAGAGAUAUCGGCAGAAAAUGAUGAAAAAGAUAUAUCUACAUCAAGUAUAGAAAUAUCACAUGGUAAUGAUCUAAAUCGAAUCUUGAACUCGGAUGCAAUGUUUUUUGUUUUUGUAUCUCUAAUCUUGGGAAUUUCAAUUGGAUUUGGAUUUGGUUUGGAUUCUGAAACACUAAAUAAUAUCUUAGCAUUUGUUUUAUCUGUAAUUAUUGGAUAUUAUUGUGUAUGGAACGUAUCUCCUUCACUACAUACUCCUUUGAUGUCUGUGACAAAUGCAUUAUCUGGAAUUAUUAUUAUUGGAGCAAUGCUUGAAUGUGGACCAGUUAAUAUAUUCUUUACAUUCCAAGUAUAUUCACUGUUCGUUCUUCUUGCCACUUUCUUUAGUGCUAUUAAUAUUGUUGGUGGAUUUUAUGUCACAGCUAGAAUGUUAUCCAUGUUCAACAAUACAGAAACUGAUCAUAACUAUUCUCUUAUUGCAUAA